Sus scrofa (pig) is the source of this 1062-nucleotide messenger RNA. RefSeq names its product phosphomevalonate kinase (gene PMVK). Gene Ontology annotation, molecular function: phosphomevalonate kinase activity. Gene Ontology annotation, biological process: isopentenyl diphosphate biosynthetic process, mevalonate pathway; cholesterol biosynthetic process. The record is from RefSeq and is marked validated. Gene Ontology annotation, cellular component: cytoplasm. Lineage: Eukaryota; Metazoa; Chordata; Mammalia; Artiodactyla; Suidae.
CCAUUCUGUGCCGGGUGGCUCGAUUUAAGGGGUAAGGGUUCAGGAUCCGCUGUAGGGAUCGCAAAGCGUAGCGGCCCCAUGGCACCCCUGGGAAGCGUCCCGCGGUUGGUGCUGCUUUUCAGCGGGAAGAGGAAAUCCGGGAAGGACUUCGUGACCGAGGCGCUGCAGAGCAGGCUCGGAGCUGAUGUCUGUGCCAUCCUCCGGCUCUCGGGCCCACUCAAGGAGCAGUAUGCUCAGGAGCAUGGCUUGGACUUCCAGAGACUCCUGGACGCCAGCACCUACAAGGAGUCCUAUCGGAAGGACAUGAUCCGCUGGGGCCAGGAGAAGCGCCAGGCUGACCCAGGUUUCUUCUGCAGGAAGAUCGUGGAGGGCGUCUCCCAGCCCAUCUGGCUGGUGAGUGACACUCGGAGACUGUCUGACAUCCAGUGGUUUCAGGAGACCUAUGGGGCUGUGACGCAGACGGUCCGAGUGGUGGCCACGGAGCAGAGCCGCCAGCAGCGGGGCUGGGUGUUCAUACCAGGGGUGGAUGAUGCUGAGUCAGAGUGUGGCCUGGACGACUUCGGGGCCUUCGAUUGGGUCAUCGAGAACCACGGAGAUGAGCAGCACCUGGAGGAGCAGUUGGGGCACCUGAUAGAAUUUGUUCACUCCAGGCUUUAGCUGGCAUGUUCUAGGAGUGUGUCGGGGGCUGCCGGGGUAAAGGGGCGCUGACUGUGCUGGACAUAGGGUCACUGAUGCUGGCGGAGGUCGAGGAGCAGACAGAGGGCCUGGGUCUGGUGUCUGGGUGCUGUCAGGCAUCAGACAGGUUAGGAACUCACCGGGGACCUCAUUUCUUUAUGGAAAGGACAGCCCUACCUCUUUAGAGGGAGACUUAAAGAGCGAGGGGGUUGGGGGUGAGUUGGCUGUGCUUAAAACUGAAGCAUCACCAUCUCUAUGGGUACCAGGCCUGUCAGCCAGCAGCGGCCUUGCUUCCCUGACCGGAUGCUCUCAGCCCCUUGUUCUGUGCAAGAGCCCAGGGCUCCCCAGUGUAUAAGCUAAUAAACCUCCUUGGAGCACCUGCUCAGA